AUGUCGAUUCAGGACCUCGCUAUGCUGAAAAAACAGCAUGGGCUUAUCAAAGCUUCCUGCACGCGUGUCAAAACGUACGUAGAUUCAAUAGGUCAGCCUUCUGCAUUAGUAAUCGCUCAGCUCGAGGAGCGUAAAAGCAAGCUAGAAAAUUCCUGGAUUGAGUACAACACCGUACAAACCAGAUUAGAGCUCGCCGAUGAUGCCGAGGCCAGCGAUCGCAUCGCUUUCGAAGAGGCAUUCUAUUCUUUAGCCGCCAGAAUAAGAGAAUUAACCGCUUCAGCGCCGCCAGCACGCGGGUCAGGCGCGGUCUCGUCGUCCACCGCUGACUCGCGGGGGGCGCCUGAAUCGGUAUCUCACGUGCGACUUCCAAAAUUAAGUCUUCCGAGUUUCUCGGGCAAGUACGAUGAGUGGUUCCCAUUCCGCGAUAUGUUCAACUCUGUCAUACAUCUCAAUUCCGCGCUCAGUAACGCACAAAAACUGCAGUACCUCAAAUCGUCGGUUAUCGGCGAAGCAAGUAACAUUAUCUGUUCGUUGGAACUGUCCGACGCCAAUUACGAAGUCGCGUGGUCGCGUCUCAGGGAGCGUUACGAUAAUCAACGCGUCGUCAUGCAAAAUCACAUUAGAGCCAUAAUGGAGCUACCUUCACUAGCUAAGGAAAAUUAUAUCGAAUUACGACAAAUCGCGGACGGAGCCGCGAAACAUUUACAUGCGCUUCAAGCCUUGAAGCGACCAUGCGACAAAUGGGACGACAUAUUAAUUGUCAUUUUGACUUCGAAACUCGAUUCGCGCACGGCCCGUGAGUGGCAGUCCUCCUUGACGGGAGCCGAGCUGCCCACUCUUAAACAGUUUGUUCUGCUCCGGGUGCAAGGGUGCCGCUCAGGGCACCGUUUGUAG
Trachymyrmex cornetzi is the source of this 894-nucleotide messenger RNA. RefSeq lists its product as uncharacterized. The record is from RefSeq and is a predicted model, not a curated record. The transcript has a single exon. The coding region runs from base 1 to 894 and encodes 297 amino acids. NCBI's taxonomy places the organism in Eukaryota, Metazoa, Arthropoda, Insecta, Hymenoptera, Formicidae.